Gastrolobium bilobum is the source of this 1183-nucleotide messenger RNA. RefSeq names its product thaumatin-like protein 1. Gene Ontology annotation, cellular component: extracellular region. The record is from RefSeq and is a predicted model, not a curated record. The transcript has 3 exons. NCBI's taxonomy places the organism in Eukaryota, Viridiplantae, Streptophyta, Magnoliopsida, Fabales, Fabaceae. Gene Ontology annotation, biological process: defense response. Bases 1 to 1053 code for a protein of 350 amino acids.
AUGGGUCACUUAGCCUCUUCUUAUUUCACUCUCAUUGCUCUCCUACUCUUCACUCCAAGAGGUGUUCUGGGUGCUACCUUUACAUUUGUAAACAGAUGCGAUUACACAGUGUGGCCAGGUAUUCUUGCAAAUGCUGGUACCCCAACUCUUGAAACAACCGGUUUCGAGCUCCCCAAAGACACUUCUCGCACCUUUCAAGCUCCAACCGGCUGGUCCGGUCGAUUCUGGGGCCGAACCGGUUGCAGUUUCGACGGAUCCGGUUCAGGUUCUUGUCUCACCGCCGACUGUGGCUCCGGCCAACUCGAAUGCAACGGCGCCGGAGCUUCCCCGCCUGCUACCCUAGCGGAGUUCACGCUCGGCACCGGAGGGCAAGACUUCUACGAUGUCAGCCUCGUCGAUGGCUUCAAUCUUCCCAUGAUGGUUCAAGGAACCGGCGGGUCGGGUCUAUGUGCUUCCGUCGGGUGCACCUCCGAUCUCAACCAGCAAUGCCCGGCGGAGUUGAAAUCCUCCGACGGAAGCGCGUGCAAGAGCGCGUGUGAAGCUUUUGGUAGCCCUGAGUACUGCUGCAGCGGCGCGUAUGGGUCUCCGGCCACUUGUAGACCCUCUAUUUACUCGGAGAUGUUCAAGGCUGCUUGUCCCAGUUCGUAUAGCUACGCAUACGAUGACGCUACGAGUACAUUUACAUGUACAGGUGCUGAUUAUACGGUUACCUUCUGUCCAUCCACUCCUAGUCAGAAAUCUUCACGAGAUAAAACCCCCAUGACACAAGGGUCGGGGACAGGGGUAGGAACUGGGACACUGACCCCUGGGAUUGGAACAGGAACAGGAACAGGAUCCGAAGGGGCAGUGGUGUACACGGGUACGGACCCUAGCAUUGGGUAUUCAGUACCGGCUUCCGGGUCGGGUUCAGGAUCCGGAGGAGAGGCCAUGCUGGCAGAUGGGUCAUAUUUAGCUGGUUUGGCCAUGGGAGAGGGAGACUCUCAUAGCCAUAGGACAGUUUGCAAUACGUUUGUCUACUCUGUUAGCUUUUUGAUUAUUUUCUCCUUGCUUUAGCUGCAGCACCAUUCUCGUGACUUUUGGUUUUUAAAAUGUAAAUGGGUCUUAGAUUUGCGUGUUUUGAUUUAAUAGGUUCAUGAAUUUUGGCUUUGCCAGAAAAGCUGGCAGAUUCUUCCUGAUUGUAAAC